Molecule: messenger RNA, 2471 nt
Organism: Oenanthe melanoleuca
Lineage: Eukaryota; Metazoa; Chordata; Aves; Passeriformes; Muscicapidae
Product: maestro heat-like repeat-containing protein family member 6
Exons: 15
Coding region: 285-2183 (632 amino acids)
Cellular component (GO): cytoplasm
Source: RefSeq, a predicted model, not a curated record
AUGGCAUGGAACAGGACAGGGUGUCAAAGGACCCUUUGUGACGUGUGGUGAUAUAAGAGCCGGCGGUGACACGGCCACGGCACAGUGCUCGGAGCACGCGACGGGACAGGACGGGACAGAGCGGUGCCGUGAGGAGCCCCCGCACAGCGCACUCCUUCCUGUCUGACCCGGAGCUUAUCUGAGUUACUCCUACAGCUGACUUCGCAGCCAGACUGCAGGACUGUUUGCCACACAGCUUUCCCAAAACACCUCUCUUCAAGGUGCCCUCGAGGCCAGACGCUGGCAUGGCGGGCAGAUUUCUCAACUUUUUCAAAGUGUUUAGCAGAAUAAAAAGGAGAGGCUCUAAAGUUCACCCAGCCCAACAGCCUGAAGAGCCAGAGCCGUUACAGCCAAUGCAGGAUGGUGCAGCCAUGGACCGCACACAAGAGCAGGACCCCACCCGUGGCCGCGUCUGCAGAACAGCGCAGGAAGUGACCAGCAACAUGGGCACUGGGUCCAUAGAAAACUGUGAGGACUACACAACCAACACCAGUGCUGCCUUGCUGGAUAUGCUUGUAGAAGAGGGUUUGCCCAGUCCAAAGCAAGUGCCUGCCAUGGUGAGGUUCAUCCAUCAGUGGCUCAUGGCCAAUGAGUCUGAUGGGCACAGGCUGGACAGGACCCUGCUGGAUAUCACCAAGGCACAGCCCACUGAUGUAGUGAUGACUCUCCUGCGUGUGGCCCCAUCGUGUGACAGAGCUGCUAUGGCCAUGUGGAAGACGAUCUUGUGCUCGCCCAGGACUGCGAAGCUGGCACGUUUGAGACUCCUCAAUGUGCUGGGGAGCUGGCCAGAGCACAGCACAUGCACCUCUGAUGGGGACACAACGAGAGUCUUAUCCCUGGCUGCAACUGUGGUGAUGUGGAAGAUCCUCCAGGAGCCCUGCAUCCCACAAAUAGUGACACUGUAUUGCACCCGCCUAUUUGUCCACCUGCUCUUCCAAGCAUACUUCAGCACUCUGGAUACACCAGAGGAGGUGGAUAAAUUCUGGAAGGAAUGUCAGCAGCAACACGGCUUUGGUGCCAGCCCCAACAGGUUUGCACUGGAGACCCUGAAAUCUCUGCUCUGCCGAAUGCAGUAUGAGGGUGUGGUGAUGGCAAUAGAGCGCAAGUGUGGCUGGGACACGCUGCUGUGCGCUGAUACCCAAAACUAUGCCGUGGGUGUGCUGGUCAGAGUAAUGCGCUCGUCAUCUAUACCCUUGUCUUCUGGAAUUGCAUUGUACCUGCUCAGGCUGCUCAGCAUGGAGAUGCCAUGCUGGGAUUUUGCUGCCCUGGCAUUCCUUGUGGAGGUCCUGGAAUGCUUGGAUGUGACCAAAUACGGGGCCAGUCUCAUUGAAAUCAUCUCAAAAAACCUGCAGAGCGAGUGCAGAGAGAGGCGUCGCCUGGCGCUCAGAUGCCUCAUGGUGCUUGGCCCCAUGAAUCCCUCCACGGCAAAAAAAAUCUGGAACCUGACUGAGAAUCUUGUGGAUGCCCUGCAGGAAAAUGAUAGCUUCAUGGUCAGGAUGACCAUCGUUGUACUCAGAUAUUUGUUCCUCUAUAAUGGUGCCCCUAUACGCAGCUCCAUCGCCCUGCGGCUGGCUGAGGCGCUCCUGCCACUCUUUGACAGCGAUGAUAUCCAGGUACAGCUGGGUUCAAUUACGGUGUUUGAAGAGAUGAUAGAUUUAUUAAUGAAAGAGGAGAGAAAGGCUCUGAAGACACACAUUUGCCAAAGCCUGGUCCCACUCUUCAUCUACUGCCACGAUGAGAAUCUGGAUGUGGCAGAGGCCUCCCGGGAAGCGCUGAUUCGUGUGGCUGAGUUCCUUAAGAGAAGGAAUCUUAUGCAGCUGGUGAAGACAGCGCAGCUGUGGAAGUUCGCCCAGUGCCUGCUGGCAGAGGACAGGAGCCGAGCGGCCGAGCACCUGCGCCAGGCCCUGCGGUACCUGCGGAGCCCACAGGAGCCCCUGCGAGAGGCGGCCGUCAGGUUCAUGGGGAUGGCCGGGGCACUCAUGAGGGGGCAGAAGGACGAGCUGCAGGUGCUCAGAGAGGCCCUUCAAGCCCUUAGCGAAGAAAGCAGCCCUUCCCAUGCAAGCACAGUAGCUCAACUUGCAUUCAACCAAAGAGCUGCAGAACUACGUUCACCUGAUGGCCCAGACAAAGCUGUGUCCCUUUAAGACCUCCAGGUGCCACAGAAGAGGAAACCACCUGGAGACCAGAGACCAGCUGGAGCUCCAGGCAGAGCUGAUGAUUGUCACAGCUCUUGUGGCUUCAGCUCUCUCCCUGCUUGUAUUUAGCUUUCUCUCUCCAGUCCUCAGACUGUGCCCAUCCGCGUUUUUUUCCUCCACUCUCUUUCCAUUUUGACAGCUCCCUCCUUCUAGCCUUCAGACCCUUCCCAUCCCCUUCUUUCCUUCCCAGCUCAUCCCUUUGCUUUGCCUUCCACCAAUAAAUAGUUUGGCUUCUUC